AUGGGGUUUCUGCAGAGGGUGGAACUCCCCUUUGUUUCCCGAUGGAUCAACGACGACAUUCGACCUAUUGAGUCUACAAGGCGGACAUGGGGUUUCCUGAUGUUCCAUAACUUUUGGCUUUUGGUGAACUGCAACAUCACCACCUACCUCACGGGGAGUGCUUUGAUCCCGCUUGGCCUGACUUGGUGGCAAGCUUUCAUAUGUAUCGUGCUGGGGAACCUCAUUGCAACGGGCGUUGUAAUCAUCAACUCUCUCCCUGGAAGUUAUUACCACCUCGGAUUUCCUGUCUUCAGCCGGGCAGUAUGGGGGAUGUGGGGGUCCCAAUUCGUGAUCUGGAAUCGAAUCUUCCUCUCGCUUGUCUGGUACGUCCAUCACAGGUACGGCUUCACAGCUUGGGUCGGUGGCGAAUGCGUCUACCUCAUCCUCCUGUCCUGGGAUCCGCGCCUCGAGUCCCACAUCCCCAACACGAUCCCCUCAGACACGGGUAUGACGACAGCGCAAUUCGUUUCCUAUAUCAUCUUCAGUGUGAUUAGUUUGCCGGUGAUAUGGAUCCGCCCGCACCGCCUCGAGAUGUUCUUUCGCUUCGCCUGCUCUAUCACGCUCGUCUUCUUUCUUGUUCUGCUCAUCUGGGCCCUGGUGACCAUGGGACCUACCGGCUUCGGCGACACCAUAACAUCUGGCUCUCCUCUGCCCAACACCGGAGGACCGGACAGCGUGGCGUGGCUGAUGGUGUAUGGCAUUGUCUCGACGAUUGGGUCCAUCGCUGCCGGAAUUUUAAACCAAAACGACUACUCUCGCUUUGCGACUCAACCCAAGCAUGCCAUCCUGGGACAAGCCGUGUCUUUUCCGUUUUACGGCAUCUUCAGCUCGUUGAUCGGCAUCCUGGUGACGGCCGCGACGCAGGAUCGAUUCGGUGGUGAGGCCAUUUGGAAUCCACCAACGCUCUUUGCACAGCUGCUGGCGCAGAACGAGACGGCGGGGACACGGGCGGCAUGCUUUUUCGCUGGGCUGUGCCUCGUCAUCUCCCAGAUCGGUGUAAACGUGCCCGGCAAUGCCCUCGCUGGAGGCUUUGACCUUGCUGCGACGUUCCCGAGGUACCUCAACAUCCGUCGUGGGGCGUACCUCACGGCCAUCUUCAGCGUCAUUGUGAACCCUUGGCGGCUUGUGAACACGGCCACGACGUUCUUGACGGUGCUGUCGAGUUACAGUGUCUUCCUUGCGCCGAUGACUGGCCUCAUGAUUUCCAGCUACCUAGUUGUGAACAAGAGGAAGAUCGAUGUCGAUGAUCUUUACCGUGGCGACCCAGGAAGCAUAUAUUGGUUCUCGUAUGGAUGCAAUUGGCGUGCCCCUGUAGCAUGGCUGGUGGGCGUGGUACCCUGCAUGCCUGGAUUUGUGGCAGCGGUAGAUACCUCGGUGACAGUUAGCCCUGGAGCAACUGAGCUCUACUACAUGUCGUACGUGUAUGGACUUCUGUCUAGCGGCCUGGUCUACGCCGUGCUGCACCGAGUGUUUCCGGCAAAGGCGCUCGACUCCUUUGUUAAGAUAGCACCGUCAGCGAGAGAGCUUCAGGAGUUCCAUCUUGGAAAGUGGGAUGUUACGUUGGCAGAAACACCCAAUGUCGUCGAUGUGCUUUCGGGUCAUGGGGGUAAGACUGGAGAGACAGUCGCGACAAAGACGGACGUGUAA
This is a messenger RNA of Colletotrichum siamense, 1686 nucleotides long. It is a transcript of the gene aclS-0, whose product is annotated as Transporter aclS. Gene Ontology annotation, biological process: nucleobase transport; transmembrane transport. Lineage: Eukaryota; Fungi; Ascomycota; Sordariomycetes; Glomerellales; Glomerellaceae. Gene Ontology annotation, cellular component: plasma membrane. Gene Ontology annotation, molecular function: nucleobase transmembrane transporter activity. Bases 1 to 1686 code for a protein of 561 amino acids. The record is from RefSeq and is a predicted model, not a curated record. The transcript has 8 exons.